UUAAGAGUAGUCAUCUUUGUCAAACAUUGAUGUGACUUAGGAAGUGUUGAGUUAGCUAGUGUGAAUGCAUUGCGAUUGACCUUCUAUCGUUGCGUUGUUAGCUGUACCUCAUGUUCAACUAUUCUUCUUUUCCCAUAAUAUAGUAUAGUCUGCUUGCUAGAGUUCGUAAUCCAAGGCUUGGAUUCCGAGCUUACAAAAACAAAAUGUCAACAAAGAAUGAGUUCCAUUUUAAAGGAUCGCAAGUCAUUAUAAUGUCAGUCGUUGUUGUUAUGCUUCUUGUCGCCGAAGGCUUAUUGAUUGGUUUACUAGCACGACCACAAUGUGAAAACGAAGUCAUAACUCAACAUACUACUUCCAAGCCUUCUUCGCAAACAACGCAAUCCACCAACGUGAUUCCCGAUGAUGACUGGCGACUGCCCAAAGAUCUUAUACCAAUGUCGUACCAAGUUGAAUUGAGGCCGCUGUUUGAUCCCGAUGAGCAAGGAAGAUAUUUAUUCUUCGGUUCUUCAACAGUGGAAUUUAAAUGUAACAAAUCAACAUCACAAAUAAAAAUGCACAGCAGUCGAUUGAAUUAUACGACCGAACAAAUAAAACUCAGCGAUUCGGAGGGGAAUGUUAUCGAUAUACUCCACAUGAAGUUCGAUUUGAUAAAAGAGUUCGUCACGUUUGAAAUUGAAUCAGAGUGUAAACAAGAAGAAGAUUACACUUUGACUUUUGAGGAAUUCAUUUCAGAAAUGAGCUUGGAUCUGACUGGUUUAUACAGAAGCUAUUACACAACAAGCGAUGGGGAAGAGCGUAUGAUCGUGAUAAGUCAUAUGUGGCCCACGAACGCAAGAAAAGUGUUUCCGUGUUUCGACGAGCCUGCAUUGAAAGCGAAAUUUUCGUUUACUUUAUGGAGCAGGGCAAAUAGUGAACUGUUUGCCAUUUCAAAUAUGCCGGCCUUAUCGUACCAGACCAAAGAAUUUGACGGAGAGCUUUGGAAUGCAACAAUAUUUGCCGAAUCAUUGCCGAUGUCAACAUAUUUGAUAGCUCUUUCGAUUUGUGAUUAUUCGUUUGCAGAAUCAUUGGGAACAAACGAUGUGAAGACAAGAACAUAUGCUAGAGCCGAAGCUGUGGCGAAUAUGGAAGCAGAUUAUUCAGCAGAUAUUGCUGCAAAAAUCCUAGAUUAUUAUGAGGCAUAUUUUUCGGUGCCAUAUCCACUUCCGAAGUCAGACCACAUGGGUGUUUCUGAUUUUGACGCCGGAGCUAUGGAAAACUGGGGAUUUAUUUUGUAUCGAGAGGUAUAUUUACUUUAUGAUGAAACUUUGUCAUCAGUAUUUGAUAAGGAGAAAGUCACAAAUAUUGUUGCACACGAAUUAGCUCAUCAAUGGUUUGGAAAUCUUGUUACUCUGUCAUGGUGGAAUGAUGCUUGGCUCAAUGAAGGUUUUGCUACCUACGUAUCGUAUUUAGGAGAAUCUGAAGUUCAGCCAACAUGGAAGUCGAAAGAUAGAUUUCUUCUCGAUGAACUUCAUGCAGCUUUUGAUAUUGACGCUCUCACUUCUUCUCACCCGCUAGUUCAAGAAGCAAACACUCCAGAUGAAAUCACGGCAUUGUUUGACACAAUUAGUUACAGCAAGGGUGCCAGUAUUCUACGUAUGAUAAAUGACUUUAUGGGAGAAGAAAAUUUUGUACUUGGGUUAACGAAUUACCUGAACGAUCUUUCAUAUUCAUCAGCAACACACUUGGAUCUUUUUCAACAUUGGGAAGACCAAGCAGCUGAAGCAAACUUACAAUUUCCAGUAAGAUUAUCAGAAAUAUUGAAAACAUGGACAUUACAAAUGGGAUAUCCUGUCGUUAACGUCGAAAAAUCUUUAGCUCUGAACAGAUACACAAUAACGCAAGAGUAUUUUCUCUUGGAUCCAUCUGCAACAGCAGUAGAACCUGAUAAUGAUCUACUAUAUAAGUACAAAUGGUAUAUCCCGUUUUCAUAUAAAAGUUAUUCACAAAUCGGCACAGAGGAUUCUACUAGAAUUUGGUUACCUUCAAUACAAGAAACGCAGGUGACCGUAGAAGAGGAAUAUUACUUGUUAGCAAACAUCGAUGCUAUGGGUUAUUACAGAGUAAAUUAUGACAGAGGAACAUGGUCGAAACUAACGACUAAACUCAAAUCAAAGUCAUUCCAGGACAUUUUGUCAAAAAACAGAGCGCAGUUAUUGGAUGAUGCUUUCAAUUUGGUAAGAGCUGAACGUCUGGACUUAACAACUGCAAUGGAGUUAUCAAUGUAUUUAUCAAAUGAGCAAGAAUAUGUGCCAUGGAAUAGUUUUCUAGCCUCGGCUAAAUACAUGGAAUAUCUGCUGAGUCGUUCAUCUUUGUAUGGAAUGUUCAAGACCUAUUUGUUGAAACUUGUCGAACCAACUCUGUACGAUUACUAUGGAUGGGACGAAGAGAAUAAAAACGAUGAUGCUCUUUUUGAGAGAAUGACAAGACAGACGGGCAUUAAAGCCGCAUGUUAUUACGGAAGCCACAACUGCAUAAAUAACGCGACGGCAUUAUAUAGGAUGUGGAUGGAUGAUCCAACUAAUAAAAGUAUAAUAAGCAACACUUAUCGCAGAGAUGUAUUUUGUGCAGCAAUACGCGAUGGGGGUGAGAAAGAGUGGCAGUUUAGUUGGGAACAACAUCACGUAUCCACCAAUGCACAGGAACAAGACGAUUUGAGAUACGGCAUGGCAUGCAGUAAAGAAUCUUGGAUUUUAUCAAAAUAUACGAAAUAUUGCGUAGACUCCAACUUGAUUCGUGGACAAGAUAGCAUUCGUUCCUGCCUCGGUUACAUUGCAGAAGAAGAGUACGGUAGAGAUGUUGUGUGGUCUUUCAUGGUAGAAUCAUGGGAUGAUUUAGUUGAUAGCUAUGGAGGUGGAAUAGUAUUCAAAACAUUGAUAGAAUCUGUCACGAAAAGAUUUUCGACUGAAUAUGACCUGAAUUUGCUUAUCAAUUUCAAACAAUCUAAUUCAAAUCUUGGAACUGCUGCAAGGGCGGUUGAUCAAGCUAUUGAGAAGACAACAACAAAUAUUAGGUGGCGCAAGAGAAACGAACCAGAAUUAAAAUCUUGGUUAUCUAUGCAAAAUAUAUAGUAAAAUAAGAAAAUUCAACUGUCUGACUUUGUUUUAUUAAUUUUCUUACAAAAAUCGUUUUUUUAUUAUUGAAUUUAUAAAAUUAACAGAACUACAAAGUUAAUUUGCUACGUAAUUUUCCGACCAUUCACCGCUGCAUAAACUAAUUAUGCAUUUUUUCAUGUUGACUCGAAUUUUGAACCAAAUUUUCUGUAUUUACAAUAUUAUGAGUUUGUUCCCAAAAUUUAAAAUUUUUGUUAUGUUGUUCUUAUUCUUGUUGGACACUUUAGUGGACAUAACGAU
This is a messenger RNA of Styela clava, 3389 nucleotides long. RefSeq names its product aminopeptidase N-like. Lineage: Eukaryota; Metazoa; Chordata; Ascidiacea; Stolidobranchia; Styelidae. The record is from RefSeq and is a predicted model, not a curated record. Gene Ontology annotation, biological process: proteolysis; peptide catabolic process. Gene Ontology annotation, cellular component: membrane; cytoplasm. Gene Ontology annotation, molecular function: metalloaminopeptidase activity; zinc ion binding; peptide binding.